UAUCCAACAAGCUUUCAAAAACGUAAAGAGAUUAUACGAGUAUUUAAAAUGGUUAUUUUUACGCAAAUUUAACUUAAUGUUUGCACAAUUUGCACGGUAUUAUUGAAUGGGCUGAUCUAGCACUGAAGCCUUACAGUUACAGUUGACAUUCAGAGCAGGAAUCGGGAACGAUGAGUGAAUUUAAAUUACAUCAUUUAAUAGUGCAGUUGAUUGAAUUGUUAGGCUCGGAAUCUGCUCCGGAGAGACACUUGGAGAAGCUGCAGAAGGAAAGCUUGACGGCGAAUGUGCUAAAUGUCGUUGCUCCUCACAGCUGUAUCCAGCAUCUCGCCAAGAUUUCGUCACAGCCCGAAUUAUUUCUACAGAAGUACGAGGAACUGAAGUCGAAAAAAGUAGACUUGUUAGGUCUGUUUGUGCAGACUCUAGAAUUGAUAUCCAAAGAUGAGGAGUUGAAGAGGUACUUGUCGAGAUCUGUACCAAGGGCAACUGCCAGUUCCCUGAGGGAUCCGACCAUUACGCAGGAAGAUUUGCCAAAGAUUUGCAAAACUGUAAUUAAAGCUGCUGAAGGGGGAAAGAAAUUAAACCAGCAAGUUUCGAUCAGUAAGAAAAAUGAUGGUACCUUAGCGAAGCACAAUUGGGUUAUGGAACGUCCACGUAUAACUUGGGAUUUUCACAGCGACGCCACUGUAGCACAUUAUCAAAAGGUUGUGCCAAUUGUAUCUCAGGAGUCAAUACUUCUUUGGGAUAUUUUGUAUUGCUUAAAAGGAAUAGAUGGAUCGUAUAUCGUUUCGGAACCAUUAACGAGUCCUUAUGCUGUUAAAACUUUCAAUAUAUCACCGGAUGUUGGUGUAUCAUUUAAGCAAUUAGCGCAACAGAUAUUACCUUUAGCCUCGUACUACUCUAUGACAGUGAGAUUUGUUGAAGAAAAAGUCUCGCCGGACGACGGACAAGUCAAUCAUGCUCUGAGAGGAGCUAUACGAUCUCUGCUGAAAGAUUACUUGCUCUUUGUCGUGCAACUCGAGACAGAACACAUUCACGGUAAACUAAGUUUGCAGAAGCUAUGGUUUUAUAUCCAGCCUACCAUGCUUACGAUGUCCAUACUUUCUCAAGUUACAUCCACGAUAUGUAAGGCAAAUGCCAGAGGGGGCAAAGUAUUGAGCCUUCUGCAUGAGCAAACAUUGAACAAUGUUAGUGGUGAAGCAAAGUCUAAAGAACUGUGUUUAUAUCUGAUGCAAGCGGCGAGCAUGCCAUAUAUGCAAAUUUUAGAAAAAUGGGUUUAUAAAGGAGUGAUAUGCGAUCCAUAUCAAGAAUUCUUUGUAGAGGAUAACGAAUUGAUUCAAAGGAAAGAACUUCCCGUAGAUUAUUCUGCAGAUUAUUGGGAAAAGAGAUACACUAUGCGACUAGAAAGGAUACCUGUAUUUUUGAAUGAACAUGCACAGACUAUACUUAGAACAGGAAAAUAUUUCAAUGUGAUUAGGCAGUGCGGUAAAACAGUGCAGUGGGGAAAACAAGAACCAUUAAGCUACCAGUAUCAAGGGCAAAAAUAUAUAGCUGCUAUCGAUAGAGCAUAUUCAGAGGCUGCCAGAAAAUUAUUAGAGGUACUCAUGAAGGAAAAUGAUCUGAUGGGUAGACUACGUAGUGUGAAAAAUUACUUUCUUCUUGCCCAAGGAGAUUUUGUGGUACAAUUUAUGAAUCUGUGUGAGGCCGAACUGAACAAGAGUAUGUAUGACAUCGUUCUUCAUCGUUUAGCAUCUCUUCUCGAAGUUGCCUUGCGAAUGUCUACUGCAGAUUCAGAUCCCUAUAAAGACGAUCUGAAACCGGAAUUACUUCCAUAUGAUCUGCAGUAUCAAAUGUUUAAAAUACUCUCCAUUCAAACUAGAGACGAGAAAGAAUACUGUUUCCAAGCGGGUAAAAUUUUGACUGGUUUGGAAGCUUUUGUCUUUAAUUACGAUGUUAAAUGGCCAGUUUCUCUAAUCAUUAAUAGAAAGGCCAUAGCUUGUUAUCAAAUGUUGUUUAGACAUCUGUUUUAUUGUAAAUAUGUUGAGAGGCUCUUGUGCAGAGUAUGGAUCAGCAACAAAAUAGCGAAGACUUUCACGCACGAAGUGGCUAUGGCUUACAGAAAGGCAUUUUCAUUGCGGCAGAGAAUGCUUGAUUGUAUACAACAUUUGGAGUACUAUAUGAUGGUAGAAGUCGUGGAACCAAAUUGGUUAAAAUUCAUAAAUAAGAUGAGCAAGGUUAGUAAUGUUGAUGACGUGCUGAGCGUGCAUCAAGAUUUGCAAGCCAGUUAUCUGAAGGAAUGUAUGUUAACGGAUCCCGAUCUUCUUGGCUGUAUCACCGGUAUAUGCGCCAUAUGCAUAGAAUUCUGCAAUUUUAUGCAGAUUGAGAACAGUUCUACAGCGAAAGAUGGAACAGGAAGUUUCGAAGAAACAAUCGUAUCGUUAGAUGAAAGAUUUACUAAAGUAUUGACACGACUUCUAGAUCGAAUUUGUGAUUUGGGUUGUGAUAAUAACAAUGAGAAAUUACUUAAUGUAUUAUGUCGACUUGACUUCAACAUGUUUUACACCGACAUACUAAUACGUCGAGGGAAAGAAAAGACCGUCACGCAGCAAGAUAUAUCUGGCUAGUAAUAUAUUAUUUCUCAUUUAUGCGUAAAUGCACAUGCAGACGUUGUACGCAUGCACGCAUGAAAGAUGGAAAUGAUAUAAAUUUCAACAAAAUUUACUACAAUCUAUCUUUUAUUCGUAUAAAUUAUAUACAAAAAAAUCUCAUUAUAAAUAGAUCUGAAAAAGUUAUAUUAUAGAUAGACCUCACACAAUCAUUAAAGAUUUACUUAGAGUUACACAAAAAUUAUAUAUACAAAUUAUAAAAUAAUAAUUUCAAAAAAUGUAUUGUGAAAACAUUCGUUAUAUAUUAUAUAAAUCGUGCAACGAUACAUCCAGACAUUUGUAUAUCGUGUAAUAUUUAGAUAAAUUUACUUCGAUUAGGAUUGUAUUGAAUUUAAUGAUAUAAUUUACACGUAGCUAACAAAGUUAAACCGCUUAUAAUAAAAUUAACAUAUACUUGGCAGUAUUGUUUGAUAUUAUAAUUUAUAAAAUUAAGUUUUGUGUAGUUCUAUGCAGUAAUCUAUCUAAAAAGGGUAAGACAUUUUAUAAGUCUGUUAAACAAUAGAAUAUGUAAAGAAUGAAUUUAAACAUCUCAUGUAUACAUGUUAAUGUUUGUUAAUAUAUAUUAACUUUUCAAAUACACACGUAUCAACUUUCUCUCACGAAUUCCAUUGUAUUUUUUAUAUUGCAUUUUAUAUUAUCAAUUGUGAGUUUUUUAAAAUCGUAUUCAAAGCAACUCACAUCGCCGCCAAUUGCUCCCGCAGCUUGGUCAACUCCAUCAUUAUCUUCUCAUUAUCCAAUACUUGAUUCUUAUCCAAAUUAAUCUGUUCAGCUUGCUUCAUUAUAUUAGGAUCAAUUCUCAAGAUGGCCUAAUAUUUAUCGUGAUUUACAGAUUUACAGACUCGCUACGAGCUAGUUGUAUUUGUCAUUUACGCUAUCGUACUGCUUGACGUUGACACGUAUGUAUGUACCUACAUUUAAAUACGAGACAUUUAAAUCCGUGCACGCAAUGUUUUGUUGUGGCACAUAUAUAUGGGUCCGAUUCACGCUCACAGUGUUGUAAGCUCUAUCAUCGUUUGAUAUUCGAUGUGCAACGAAGACAGAAUGAUGCUUACAACUGUGUGAGCGUGAAUCGGAUCUCAGCCAUGGUAAGUCGCUCGUGACGUAAAUCGCGCGUGUCAACGACACUGCGAAUUAAUGCGGUUUUGAUGAGGCAGGCGGUAUGUUCAAGAUUGUCUUAAAACUUCGCUGUCAUUUCCGUAGCAAGUAUAAAGCCGAAAUUAUAACCGGGAAUAAAUUCAUUAGAGCCAUCUUGGAAUUGAGAUGGUAUUCGGUGGAUAGCUUAUUUACGAGCAAAUGUGGACCGCAUAGACUUAUUGCUUCUCUCGCCGCGACUUUAAUUCGCGAUUUCUAUAGGAAUAACUAUAGUUAUGCGUAAAUAGCUGUAAAUAUAUUAUACUUGUAUCUAAAUAAAUUUAAGACUUGUCCGUUAAAAA
Temnothorax curvispinosus is the source of this 4096-nucleotide messenger RNA. Its product is annotated as gamma-tubulin complex component 2-like. Gene Ontology annotation, cellular component: spindle pole; centrosome; equatorial microtubule organizing center. The coding region runs from base 171 to 2621 and encodes 816 amino acids. Lineage: Eukaryota; Metazoa; Arthropoda; Insecta; Hymenoptera; Formicidae. The transcript has 16 exons. Gene Ontology annotation, molecular function: microtubule minus-end binding; gamma-tubulin binding. Gene Ontology annotation, biological process: meiotic cell cycle; cytoplasmic microtubule organization; mitotic cell cycle. The record is from RefSeq and is a predicted model, not a curated record.